AUGAGCGCACCUACCUCGAUCGGGCUACAGAGCCCCGGACUCCCCCCUUACUCUCCCUCGACAGGACUCACGCCCAAGCUCCGCGGUAGCCCGUCGACCUGGAACUUGCGCCGUUACGACUCACCGCCGAGCUCUCCCAUCCCGAUGCGCCCCAGUCAGUUCGGUACCUCGGCCACCCUCCCCACCUCUGCCGCGGACUUAACACCUGCCGGAAUGGGGUCACCCAUUUCUGGCAGUGAGACUCUCGCACCCCUCAACGCCUGCCACCACAUCCUAGAGGUCAUCGUCAACUACGCCGAUCGCGGAACGCGUGCCACCCUCCUUCGAGUCAACAAGACCUUCUUCGAGAUCGCCGGGGAAGCACUCUACAAGAGUCUGAUUCUAGGGGAGUUGGAUUGGCCGUGGAUGGUCCUACGCGGAUCCCUCAUUAACAGGGACCAUACUAUCCGUCGCUCAAUCGAGAUGUUCCGGCACUUGUACCGCUGCUCCUCUGGCGGGAAGGGAUGCGCGACUGUCAACGUCCUUUCCAAACUCGAAGUUGAAAACGAGAUCACUUUUGCCUCUCGCCUCGACGGUUUCCGCGCUGAUAUCUUGGAGCAUUGCGGGCCCGUAAAGGAUACAGACGCCCUCGCGAGGGGUGUCUUCUCCUCCUUCGACCAGUUCCUUGGCCUCGUCGACGGCGAUGGGGAUCCUUACACGACCAACUUCAAGACAUCACUUCUUCAGUACACACGCGUUGUGACACUCAAUUCACACGAGCCUUGCUUCUGCGGGGCCUGGAAGCCACACCUUCGCGCCCUGUUCCCAAACGUCGAAAAUUGCCGCUUGGGUGAUGUAUUCCUCCCUGCCGCUGGCGCCCAUCACCCUUGUAACCUCCUGGGGACAUUCCCUUCGGGUGGAGAUGUCAUUUAA
Messenger RNA from Cutaneotrichosporon cavernicola, 912 nucleotides. RefSeq lists its product as uncharacterized. Bases 1 to 912 code for a protein of 303 amino acids. The transcript is spliced from 2 exons. The record is from RefSeq and is a predicted model, not a curated record. NCBI's taxonomy places the organism in Eukaryota, Fungi, Basidiomycota, Tremellomycetes, Trichosporonales, Trichosporonaceae.